This is a messenger RNA of Equus caballus (horse), 2874 nucleotides long. The record is from RefSeq and is a predicted model, not a curated record. Lineage: Eukaryota; Metazoa; Chordata; Mammalia; Perissodactyla; Equidae.
AGCCCCUACUCCACUGCUGAGACCUGACCUUGGGGAGAAGACAGGGGUCGAGGGAUGGGGGGUGGUUCUGCCCUGCAGGAAGGGGAGAUGAGCUCCCAGAGUCCCCUACUCUGUUGGCCAGGGGCUGCCUCCACCUGGGAAGCCCCCCAGAUCCUGGGCGCCCACACGUCACCCUGUGUCCCUCAUCACCAAGGACCCUCCUGCAGCCCUACAACCCACGCGACGCCUACGUCCUGGCUCUCUGAAAGGUGUCCAGUGUCUCUCAGAAAGGAUCCAGAUCCCCAUGGACCCCUAUGGAUCUCCAAAGGAGGGCUCCCUUGAGCCCAAGAGCAUUCCUGAGAGCACAAGGGCCCCCUGCUCUCCACUGCUUCCGAUGGCCCCUGAUGUUUCCACAGGCAGGGCGCUGCAGAGGCCAUGGGUGAGGGUCAUAUAUCAUGAAGGGCAUGUGGAGCCAGCACUGGCCCACCCUCACCAGGGCCUGUGUGGCCUGGGCGUCCCCGCUUCCUGUGGGCCCAGCCCCCAGGUUAGGGGAGAUUCAGGGCCUCUGAUGUGUCCCAGCCCCCAGCCACCAAGUGUCCAGGGCCAGCCACAUCUCUCUCCACCCCUGCCCCCCAGCCACCCACCCAACCCCAGUCCAGACUCCAGGGUCUGGGCAGUCCCGUCCCCAGGCCACCCAGCUGCACACCCUCCCUCCUGCACCCCAUCUCUCAGCCCCACCCUCGUCUCCAAAUGGUCACCACCAGGUCACAAACACCCUCCUCCUGGCCCACCCACGCUCCUGACCUCAAAUCGGCCCCCGACAUCAGCGGGCCUCACCGCAGGGGGCGGGGCCACCAGGGACCCCUUCUCUGCUCUGCGUUGGAGUGCUGGUGGGACCUGGGGGGCAGCAGGCCUGUCCACGCAGCUGUCCACCCCACCGCUCAAGGGGGAGGGCAGCUCCACUCCCAGGGACGCAACGGACACGGCACCGCUAGAGGGCGCCAGGCACCACUGUGUCUCCUGCCAGCCGCUGGAGGGGUGCCACUGGGACAGAGGAGGAUGGAGAAGGGAACUGGGGCUCAGAGAGGUAGAGUCAGUGCCUCCAGGUCAAAGAGCCAGUGAGAGGCCCAGGCCUGGGUCUAGGGCUGACCUGUCCACUCGCUCAACCCACCCACCCCACCCCAGUGCACCCUGCUGCACCUCCUCCUUGUUCUGCUGAGGCCUGGAGUGUGGGGUCCCCAGGCAAGAGGCAAGAAUCACACUUGUCACUGUGUGACGGGGCCCAGGAGCCCGAGUCCCUGCCCAGUGUGUCUGAUGUUCCCUCCACGAGGGCCAAGCUCAGCCACUGCCUGCCCUGCUGCCAGGUGGCUGGCUCUCCGCUCCCGAGGCCGGGAGGGAACAAGACCAGCCUCCGUAGGGGAGGCGGCCUCCUGAGUGGGCUGAGUGAACCAGGUCUUCGGGGUCAGGGCCACGUGCCCUGCUGGCAUCCAGGCCACUGCACAGCCACUCACUUGGGUCACCUCCUGACGCCCCCAGGGGCCUCUGUACCCCGUGUCAAGGCUCACGGGCCAUCCCCUCCUUCCUCACACCCCACCCACUCCACAAGUCCCUGCCCAAGGGUCCUCUGGCCACACAUUGUCUCGUAUCUCAUGGCCCGAGGCAGCACCAGUGCUGUCCCAGAACAUUCCCACUGUCCUCACUGGCCACAAUGGGGCUGCCCCAGCUUCAGCCAGCCUACGAAUUGCAGAGUCCUCAGGAAGACACCCUCCUCGCAGCCUCCACCGUCCCUGGGCCCUGAGUGGGUGCAACGACCCACGGGACCUGUGACGAGAAGUGCCCGUUGGCAGGGUGACCUGCCCUGUCCUGACUGAGCCCCCAUCCUGGGCUCCCCCAAAGGCCUGGACUGUCUGCUGCUCUUGGGUCCCUGGCGCCCCCUGAGAGCCCGAAUGUCCAUAAAUGAGGUUUCCUGAGAACCUCUGCUGCGCACUCGUCCCCCAGAGGUGAUGCCACCCUCGCCCCCUCUGGAUCCUCCCCAGCCCCAGCCAGCCCACAUUCAGCCUCCAGAGUGCCCUCACCAGGACCCCAGAACCGUAAGGCCCGAGCACCAGGGAGAGAUGGGCAGGAGACGGAGUUUGGGGUGCUGUGGGCAUCUGGAGGUGCGGGUGCACCCCAGGACUCAGACGACAGGAUGGGCGGCAGACACAGUGGAGGCGGGCGGGAUCCAGCAGGGGACUGGGCAGCAGGGGAGGGCAGCUUCCCCAGGGCCCAGGACAAGGCUGCAUGCAUGCAGCUCCUGGAAGCCGUGUCCAUCUCUCCCCGCCCCCACCCCCCAACCCCAUCUCCCCAACGCUCCCUCUCCCCCUCCUCCCCGGAUGAGUCCUGAGUAGGUGGGGAACUCAAGAAGCCUCUUCCACCUGCAGAAUGUCUGACGGGUCAAGCUGCCCUUGGUUCUGACCCAGGCAUCACCCAGGGGCCUCCACCAUCCCUGCAGCCUCCAUCUUGAGGUCUGCGCAGCACAGACCCUCACGCUGGCGCUGCUGGGGCCUCCCUCAGCCCCUGGCAGACAGGGCCUGGGUCUGCUGGGCACCUUCUAGCGGCCACGGGUGUGUUUCAGCCAGACAAAGAGCCCGUGGAGCCCCGAAGACUCAAAGGACACUCCCAGCCCUCUCCCCUGGAAUGUGUCUCGGAGAAAGGGGUUUGGAGCAGCCCUGGGCUGAAUCACCGUCUCUGGAAAUCACCUCACCUUCUGAAGCUUCCUGGAAAGGGAACUGGCAGCUGCAGGCAUCCUCAGCUGGUGGUGGUGCCUCCAGGAGCAGCUGGGUCUCUGCAGAGGGGCUGUGGUCAGCAGGGCGGCCGGAGGUCCACCUCCCCUGCCCCAGGGCACCACUGACCUGU